This is a messenger RNA of Haplochromis burtoni (Burton's mouthbrooder), 723 nucleotides long. Its product is annotated as cell surface A33 antigen-like. The transcript has 5 exons. Gene Ontology annotation, cellular component: plasma membrane. The record is from RefSeq and is a predicted model, not a curated record. The coding region runs from base 121 to 723 and encodes 200 amino acids. NCBI's taxonomy places the organism in Eukaryota, Metazoa, Chordata, Actinopteri, Cichliformes, Cichlidae.
CAUUCUUUACGGGGCUGUCGGGUUUCGAUGCGUGUGUGUUGGUUUCUCAUUUUUCCUAUAAAGGAAACAAGUAGAUACUGAGCCGUCGGUGGGGGUUAGUUUGAACACUAAGUGUUUGCCAUGGAGAAGAGGAUUUUGUACUGGACGAUUCUGUGUAUGGUGCUGACAGGUGUCGGUGCCAUUGAAGUUACCAUGCCCCAAAGUCAGUAUGAGUUCGCCAGAGGUGACAACAUCACACUGCCCUGCUCCUUUAAAUCUGCAAUUAACAUAAACACUGCCGAAGUAGUUGUCAUCACAUGGACGGCUUUGGCUCUGGAAGCAAAUGUCAAAGAUACCCCGAUCCUCACUUACUACUAUCCUAUAAAGAAAACUGGCAUCACACCCGCCUAUAAAGGUCGGGCGUCCCUGGACGUGGAUGUCCUGAAUGGAAAGGCUAACCUAAAGCUUUCCUCCCUCUCACUAGCUGACAACAAAGAGUUUGAGUGUCAUGUGCAGAUCCCAGAUGACGAAGACGGCACCCAAGCUGCCUCCGCACGCUUGGUGGUUCUAGUGGCUCCCUCUACGCCCGACUGUAAGAUCCAGGGAACAGCACAGUAUGGCCAGGAUAUCACCCCAACCUGUGCAUCUGCAGGAGGAUCUCCAAUGCCCACUUAUAGCUGGAAAUGUUAUUGUGAGCAUAAUCAGCCUGUUCCUCAAGACCCCCAAACCACUGACAGUAAGUGA